CGCCCCCAACGCGGUAAGGCGCGCAGGGGACGCGCUGCGAGGGCGUUACCCCAUCAAGAUAUACAUUUGCAGGUUCGGGCUUGGGACAUCGUAUUCAUCUACCAUGAUCCACUUUGCUUGUUUAUUGUAGAAACAUCCGUAGAGCUGGUGUGGUGAUCAGGAGAGAGCAUGUCGGACAACAGCACCAUGGCACCUCGGACAGUCUGGCUGGGCAGAGGCUCUGUUGCGUAGCAAGAUCCUUCGAUGGAGCGAGGGGGGGCUCAAGGAGACAUAAGUAGCAGCGUGGAUGCUGCGGUGGAAGUAGCAUCAUCAGCUUCCAUCGCUUCUCUCCGCAUCUCAGCAAUUACUUGUGCUCUUCCACCUACCACAUCGUCCAUUCGCAAAUCCCAACUUCUGCACCAAGCCAACCAAAGCACCAAAAUGAAGUUCACCCCCAUCCUCCUCUUUGCCGCCUCCCUGGCCUCCGUCUCUUCAACCGCCAUCCCCGACCCCCAAACCCUCGAGUGCGGGGAGCUCGGCCGCAUGAACAUCAAGCCCGGCGACCUCCCACCCAACGUGCACAUCAGCGACGUGCGCACCUGCCGCGACCACCCCGAGACGACGUCCGUCAACAAGCGCAAGCACGACGGCACGCCCGCCAUCUUCAAGCGCGAGUGCAACUCCUCGGGCAAGAGCAAGGGCUGCUCCAAGAACGGGUACUGCUGGAAGGAGUGUGGCGGGGGGCACCAGUGGUGCUGGGUUGCGCUGGCGGAGGGUUGGGGACCUUGGAAGACGUGCUCGAAUGACGGGCAGUGCAAGAGCAGUGAUUCGUGUGCGAAGGGGGAUUGCAAGGACUGCGGGUGCUCGUGCUGAGUACGGAGAAUGGAGUAGUGUAGUAGUGAGACGGUGAAGAUGGUAUAUCCUUGA
Molecule: messenger RNA, 906 nt
Organism: Paraphaeosphaeria sporulosa
Lineage: Eukaryota; Fungi; Ascomycota; Dothideomycetes; Pleosporales; Didymosphaeriaceae
Exons: 2
Coding region: 421-852 (143 amino acids)
Source: RefSeq, a predicted model, not a curated record